Williopsis jadinii is the source of this 2029-nucleotide messenger RNA. Its product is annotated as high-affinity glucose transporter of the major facilitator superfamily. Gene Ontology annotation, biological process: transmembrane transport; carbohydrate transport. Gene Ontology annotation, cellular component: membrane. The coding region runs from base 191 to 1870 and encodes 559 amino acids. Lineage: Eukaryota; Fungi; Ascomycota; Saccharomycetes; Phaffomycetales; Wickerhamomycetaceae. The record is from RefSeq and is a predicted model, not a curated record. The transcript has a single exon. Gene Ontology annotation, molecular function: carbohydrate:proton symporter activity.
GAUCACGGUGUAUACCAACUGUUACGGUCAAUGCUCUACGUUUGGUUAACACUGUCGUGUUCUAACUGGGCUGUGGAACCUGGUUGUAUUUUCCGAGUAUAAAUACCCACAUAUCUUCUCCUAUGAUGCAAGAGUUACAGCUGGGAAUCUUCAAGUAGCAACAGCUCUACAUAUAACAGCAGUUUCAACCAUGGCUGUAUUCAAAAACUUCUUCAGUAAAUUUUACAACACGGCAGGUGCACCACCAGAGAUAUUCAACAGGACUCUGUAUUUUGCCAUUUUUGUUUUUGGUAUCCUGGGCUGUGCCCGUGGUUAUGACGAAGGUUACAUUGGUGGUAUUGUAACGAAGUCAUCGUUCAAAAACCAGUUUGGGUUGAAUGAUCCUACAAAAACAGCAACAGAAUUGGCCAAUCUGAAAUCAAACAUCACUUCUAUGGUGAUACUAGGCUCCAUUGGUGGUUCUCUGCUUGCGAUGUACUUCGUGGACAAGUUUGGGCGUAUUAGAACUUUGCAAGGUGUUUGCGUAGGUUGGAUAGUCGCUGUCGUUAUUCAAAUAACAUCGAAAAAGAUUGGUCAAUUAUACGUUGGUAGGCUAAUGGAAGGCUUGUGCAUUGGUCAAACUGUGGUUAUUGGUCCUUGUUAUUUGUCUGAGAUUGCUCCAAAGAACAUCCGUGGUUUGGCAAACUGUAUCUUUGCAGGUGCAGUUUACUUUGGCUCCUUCAUGUCCAAUUUCAUCAACUACGGUUGUGCACUGCACAUGCCGGCCAGCUCUUCAAAGCAAUGGGUUGUGCCAACAGCAAUAAAGAUUGUGAUUGCUGGUUUUUUACUCGUUGGUUCAUUCUUGUGUCAUGAAUCUCCAAGAUGGCUCGUCAAGUCAGGCAAUGUUGAAAAAUCGGGACUUGUACUCUCAAAAAUCAGACACCUUCCAGAGGAUCAUCCUUAUAUUUUGUCUGAAGUCAGUGAUAUUCAAGAACAGUUGUAUGUUGAAAAAGAGGCUACAGGAAAGGUUUCAAAGCUCAAGGCCCUCAAAGAAUUGUUCUUCGUCAAAUCAAUUCGUUAUCGUAUCCUGCUUGCCCUUUCUGCUCAGAUCCUGGGACAAUGGUCAUGUGCAGGAAGUAUUACAGUUUAUAUGCCAGAGCUGGUUGCACUUGUUGGUGUUCGAGGAACAAAGAAGUUGCUAUACUCUGCCAUAUUGGGUGUUGUGAAGUUCAGCUCUGCUUAUAUAGGUGCAUUCUUCGUCAUUGACUUCCUUGGGCGUAAAAAGGCGCUCUACCUGGGUAUGACGAUUCAGUUCCUUGCAACUCUAUACGUUGCACUCUUUUUCCAGAUAGUUCCACAGGCAACUGAUGACGAUUACACAAUGACAGGUUCAAAGAAACACGCUGGUGUUGGUGCAUUGGCAAUGUUGUUCAUGACAGGAGUGGGUUGGACACUGGGUUGGAAUUCGAUCCAGUACUUGAUCAAUUCCGAAAUGUUACCAUUGGGAGUCCGUAAUAUUGGUACAGCAUUGAUCAUGGCCUUCCAUUUUGCAAAUCAAUACGGUAACACAAAGGCUCUGCCAACUAUGUUGAUCUCACUGACACCUGCUGGAACUUUCUUCUUUGCAAGUGCAGUUCUUCUGCUUGGUUUAUUCUGGGCAUGGUUUUUCCUUCCAGAGAUUGCAGGGAGAUCUUUGGAGAGUAUGGAGGACCUGUUCGAUUUACCAUGGUAUGUUAUUGGAAGAAAAGGUGCUAAGCUUUGUCCAGAUAACUCUGGUAUUGCCCAUAUCAGGGAAGCUGAAGAAGGCAACCUUGAUAUUAAGAGUGAGCAAGACUUUGUUGAAAAUGUCAGUCAAGUCUCAGUUGAAUAUGACUUGGAGAAGGGCGUCUGAAUAUUUGCUAUUUACGAUUUACAAACCUAUAAUGUUUAAAUGAUAUGAUUUCCAAAAGGUAUAACUCGUUAGAUGCUAAGGACUGGUGCCCCGUUUCAAUGUUAUCCUAUAUCUGGAAACAUCCUAUAUUCCAGAUUGCAACAAGUAAUAGCAUGGUAA